Molecule: messenger RNA, 1635 nt
Organism: Aspergillus tanneri
Lineage: Eukaryota; Fungi; Ascomycota; Eurotiomycetes; Eurotiales; Aspergillaceae
Product: MFS maltose permease MalP
Exons: 1
Coding region: 1-1635 (544 amino acids)
Biological process (GO): transmembrane transport; carbohydrate transport
Cellular component (GO): membrane
Molecular function (GO): carbohydrate:proton symporter activity
Source: RefSeq, a predicted model, not a curated record
AUGGCAUCUGACAAACAGGCCAACACUGAACACAUCGAAGAGGAACGUACCUCAAAGGAUCUAAAUGACGACCUCUCUACCCAGUCUGACCUACCGGCCAGCAAUGAAGUGCAGGCAGCUCUUGAAAAAGAGCACCAGAUGUCACUCUGGCAAGCGCUGAGCAUCUACCCCAAAGCUGUCGGCUGGUCCAUCCUCCUGUCGUGCGCCAUUAUUAUGGAAGGCUACGAUGUUGUCCUCAUCGGUUCUUUUUAUGCGUUUCCUGCGUUCAAUAAGAAGUACGGAGGUCUCAUGUCCGAUGGGUCAUACGGUCUCUCUGCUUCCUGGCAGGCAGGAUUGACGAAUGCGAUGAGCUGCGGCCAAAUUGUCGGACUGUUUCUUAACGGAAUAGUAUCUGAGCGCUUUGGAUAUCGCAGAACGUUGAUGGCCUGUCUUGCGUCAACGGUUGGCAUCGUUUUCAUUUUAUUCUUCGCGCCGAAUGUCCAAACCCUUGUUGCUGGCGAACUACUCAUGGGCAUCCCUUUGGGUGUGUACCAAACCCUUGUUGUUACUUAUGCAUCCGAGGUGUGUCCUGUCGCGUUGCGGGCAUACCUGACUACCUACGUGAACCUGUGCUGGGUCCUUGGGCAGUUAACCGCCUCGGGCGUGUUAAAAGGCCUCGCUGAUCGAACAGACCAGUGGGCCUACCGCGUACCAUUUGCCAUCCAGUGGGCUUGGCCAGUUCCUAUCUUCAUUGGAGUCUUUCUCGCUCCCGAGAGCCCUUGGUGGUUGAUUCGAAAGGACCGACGGGAAGAUGCUGUAAAGGCUCUGAAAAGACUGACAAGGACCGGGAGUCCAGGAUUUGACGCAGAAGAGACUGUUUCUAUGAUCAUCUACACCAAUGCGCUGGAGAAGCGCGCCGAAACCGGUACUUCAUACCUCGACUGUUUCAAAGGAGUCGACCUGCGACGAACAGAAAUUUCUUGUUGCGCGUGGGCCGCACAAAUUCUCUGCGGCGCUGGCCUGAUGGGCUAUUCCACUGUAUUCUACCAGCGCGCUGGACUCGCCGUGUCUCAAUCCUUCACUAUGUCACUGGUGCAAUAUGCCAUUGGCGUGGUAGGGACCGGGGUUUCAUGGACUCUGAUGAUGUACCUCGGCCGUCGCACGCUCUACAUCGGCGGACUGGCUGUUCUCGCUGUCGCGCUCCUUGUCAUCGGAUUCGUGUCCAUCGCUCCGUCUACGUCCGCUAUUUCCUGGGCGACUGGCUCGAUGCUGCUAGUAUACACAUUUAUCUAUGAUUCUACAGUUGGCCCGGUCUGUUACUCGCUUGUCUCUGAGAUCCCAUCCUCCCGGCUGCGGACUAAAACGGUAGUCCUCGCCCGAAACGUAUACAAUGUGCUGAACCUGGUAAGCGGGAUCAUCAUCCCUUACAUGUUGAAUGUAGACGCGUGGAACUGGCGGGGAAAGUCCGGGUUUUUCUGGGGCGCGUUGUGCAUUUUGUGUCUAGUUUGGUCGUUCUUUCGACUUCCCGAGCCAAAGGGCCGGUCUUACGCGGAGUUGGAUAUUCUAUUUGAGCGGAGGGUUCGGACACGCGAAUUCCGGACUGCGAAGACUGGAUUAGUUGAUGGAGGUGAGAACGAAAAGGUGACAAAUGUUUGA